Paramuricea clavata is the source of this 1819-nucleotide messenger RNA. The record is from the annotation of a GenBank genome assembly. NCBI's taxonomy places the organism in Eukaryota, Metazoa, Cnidaria, Anthozoa, Malacalcyonacea, Plexauridae.
AUGUUUUGCAGUUCAUGUGGCGUGGUUUGUGAGCCCGAUUCAUUUUUUUGUCACGCAUGUGGUUGUAGAGUUGACGUUACGGAGGGUUCAAGAACGAAUAUUGAUGAUAUAAUAACAGAUUACUUUUAUCGUGGCUAUCAAUAUAGUGCAAUUUUAGGUUUGCUUAAAAAGCACCAAGGAGUACAGAUCCAUGUAAGAACACUUAAAAGGAAACUCAAGGAGCUUGGAUUAAAACGAAGAGAAGCUAAUUAUGACGAAGAAACUGUUCGACAGUGUAUUGAGCAGGAGAUGCAAGAAGCAGGUAGCCUGGCUGGGUAUCGUUAUAUCUGGCAUGCCCUGAGAUUGAGACAUCAUCUGAAUGUCCCACGACGACUAGUAGCGAUAAUCAUGAAAGAAAUCGACCCUGAUGGAGUUAGAGCGAGGAGAGCUGGGCGGUUGACAAGAAGAAAUUACAUUUCCCUUGGGCCAAAUUUCGCAUGGCACAUUGACGGUACAGAUUUUUAUUAUUUUCAUUAUUAAAUUACAAGGGAGAUGAGAAGCGAUAUACGCCUUUUCGGAGGGGGGGGGAGGGGGUUGGACACUAUGUUAGCUAGGUCAGAUUUAGGUCGGCAUUUUUUUCCGACCUCAAUUUUGACGCUUUUCGAGGGCAGAUUUAAAAAUUAAAAGGUCAAAAUUUUCAAAAUUUGUGAAUUCCUCCAUUUUGAAAUUGUUUACAGCAAUAAAGAAAAUAAAAUUCAAAGUUUGUUAUACUAGACUGAUUUUCAUUGGCUGUAGACAAGAGUGCGAUUACAGCUCAGAAAAGGUGCGAUCAAUGCUCAAAUCGCCACUCAUGUAAAUCAAUGAAAUUGCAGUAUUUGCCACUGAUUACAGAAGAUAAAUAAUUAAUAAUUGUACUCCUCUCAACCGACCAGAAUCCAGUAAUUUUAUCAUGCUAAUAGUAAUUACUAUAAUACCCCCGCAUUUUCAUGCAUAUUUGCAUUUACGUGGUGUUUCCACAAACAAAAAAGUAUUAUGUUUUAUCUCCAUGCAAACCUACAAAGAACUAAUUAAUAUGUCUUCAUUUUAUUAAGGGUACGACAAGCUGAAACCCUAUGGGUUUCCUAUCCACGGGUGUAUUUGCGGAUAUAGUAGAAAGAUAAUUUGGUUGGAACUUGUGAAAUCUAACAAUAACCCCAAGAUUCCUGCCAGAUUGUAUCUUGAUGCUGUUGAGAAUGUGAAAGGGUGUCCCCGUGUUGUACGGUCGGAUUGCGGCACCGAGAAUGUUAUUAUUGCUGGGAUGCAGUCUUAUUUUAGAGCAGAUGGAAAUGAUGAAUUUGCAGGCACAAAAGCACACCAGUAUGGGUCAUCGCCAGCAAACCAACGUAUAGAAGCCUGGUGGUCUUUUUUUCGGCGAAGCAACUCAAGUUGGUGGAUUAAUUUAUUCAAAGAUAUGUGUGAAUCCGGAGUUCUGGAACUCGGCAACAACUUCCAUAUGCAAUGUUUAUGGUUCUGCUUUUCAAGAUUAAUCCAAAAUGAACUUGAUAAAGUAAUGGAUCAGUGGAACAGUCACUACAUAAGACGAUCACGACAUGACACUGUCCCUGGGGUACCUGACAUCCUGUAUUACCUUCCAGAAAUGUCUGCUGCUGUUGACUGUCUUGUACCUGUUCCUCAAGCUAAACUACAUGAAGUCGAACCACAAUGCCAUAUUGAUAUAGAGGAGGACUUACAUGAAGAAUACUUUGAGUACACUAUGGAAACAGAAGAUUGGGAGUAUCCUGCUAACGUAGAAAAUGCUUUUGAUCUUUUUCAAAAAUUCAACAAUAUACAACAUGUGUAA